CGUAUCACAUAACGUUCGGACUAAUUCAUUCGAUAUUUGCGAUGUGCCCGCGACGCAACGCGCGCGGGCUUAUUACUAUUACUAGUUACUAGUAUAUCUUAAAGUACAAAGUCGGUGGCCUUUGCCACCGACCAAAACACCUCGCCCUUUUCCUUCUCAGCUUUCACGUAUCCUGCAACGGUGUGUCCCCUUCUGCUAUUAUCUCCAAGUGCUACUUUCACCUUUUUUCUCAGAUGAGAGCAAUCGGAAGUCCUCAGUGCAAAAUUCAGAAGAUCAGAACACAUAAGAAAUCAAGAAAUCAUCAAAUUCCGGUAAUGCUAUAACGAAUUGCAGCAAUGGGUUUCACGAUUUUAGCUCUACGAUUUCAAAUCGUUUAGAGGGCUUUGAAGUUGCAGGCUACCAGGACCUUUAUUUUGCUGUUCAGGUGAGUUUCCCUUAGCACAUUCCUUUUAAUUCACAGUCUAGGGUUUCUUAACUGAGUUUAGGUUUCAUGUGUGCUGCUCUUAUGUCAAACUGAAUUAACUUGAUUCAUGUAUGGUUGGUUUUGUUAUUUGCCGAAGACAACGGCUUUAUGAAAUUUUGUUGGGAUGUCUCGACAUUUAUAAAUGUCUGUAAACUAAAUUUGCUUUUUUGCAAAUUUUGGUGAAUGAAAGGGACAUUAUCUAACUAUCUAAGUGUGUAUCCCUGCUAGACUUCCGGACGAAUAUAUCCCUUAGUUAACCACUUGCUUCUUUACUCAAUUAAGUGUUGUUGUUUAAAGUGUUGUGUCGCGUUUUUACCCACUAAUCGAAUCGAAUAAGAAAUGUAGAAUAAUGUGUUUUGGUUAGUUUUCAAAACAGGACCAGAGUAAAUGAAAGUAAACUUUACCAUGUGUAUGAUAAAUAAAAUAAAAGACGUUUUAUCGGAAAUUUGUAUAGUUGAAUAGUGAUAUCCCAUGUAAAUUCAAUGAGUUUGUGCCGUAAAAUUAAUACUUUGGAUAGCGAAAAUCAAAUGGUGUCAUGAAAGUAAAUAUGCAUUUAAUUUGAAAAUAAUCCCUACCCAGUUUUAAUACUUUUCGAAUAUGCCUUUGAACACUUCUAUACACGUCAAACAUGGUGUCAAAGUGAAAGGGCGGUAGAUCGUGUAUGGCGUCAUACCCGAGAGAUCGGAGAAGGCGUUGGUGGUUGAACUUGGUGUUGACAAAGGUCAUAAAGAGGCCUUUGGAAUUGAGGUUUUUAGGAAGUUUUAACGUUCGGUUAACGUGACCUUGCGUUAGUUCUGGAUUUACAUAAAAAAACGAUAUCAAUAUAGUAACACCAAAAAGUUAAAAAAAUCUCAAAUGCCUCAGCCUUUUUUCCUUAAACCAAAAUCACAUCUUCAUUUGAAACCAUGUACCAGGCUAAAGAGACUAAUGUGUCUGAAUGUGUGUUAGUGAGUGUGAGACAGUGAGAGCAACUCCACCCCAAUCCCUCUCAUCCUUCUCAUUUCCGUAACCGACGCCGGCGAAGGCCUGGUCUUUCGGCUAGCCUGUCCUCCUCUCUAGCUUCAUGUUGUGAGACUGUGUUUCCAGCAGCAUCGUGUUGACGAAAGGGGCUGCAUCCGACUGAGUUACGGAAAUUCUUUGAAUGUAUACAGAAUAGGAAGCGUGUACAUACGUGUUCUGCAAGGAAAUGAUAAUAUGCACAUUCGUUGGGCCACAUUAGGCAAUAUCAGAUUGGAUAAAAUUGCUUUAAAGCAACUGGGCCAAGGUACUAGAUGUGCCGCUAUCAGAUAAAACAAAACGUAUACCACAUUCUAGAGGUGCACAAAAUAGCCAUUUACCUAACUGUUAGUGCGCCAGAGCUGAGAGAUCGGAGAAGGCGUUGGUGGUUGAACUCGGUGUUCACAAAGAUGAUAAAGAGGUCUUUGGAAUUGAAGAUUUUAGCAAGUUUUAACAUUCGAUUAAUGUGACCUUGGUGCUGGUAUUACAUAAAAAAUCAAUAUCAAUAUAAUAACACCAAAAACUUAAAAAAAAAAAAAUCUCAAAUGCCUCAGCCCUUUUUGUUUUACCCAAAAUCACAUCUUCAUUUGAAACCAUGUACCAAGGUAAAGAUACUAAUGUGUGUUAGUGUGUGUGAGACAGUGAGAGCAACUCUUCCCCAAUCCCUCUCAUCCUUCUUAUUUCCGUAACCGAUUCCGGCGAAGGAAGGGUCCGUUCGUCCGUCCUUCGUCUAGCCUCUCUUCCCCUCUAGCCUCAUGUUGUGAGAUUGCGUUUCCAGUAGCAUUCUCUUGCUGACAGAGGCUGCAUCCGACUGUGAUACUGAAUUUCUUUUACCGUAUACAGAAUAAGAAGCGUUUACAUGCGUGUUAUGCAAGGAAAUGAUAAUAUGCGCAUUCGUUGUGCCACAUUAAGCAAUAUCACGUUGGAUAAAUCUGCUCUUAGGCAAUUGGGCCAAGGUACUAGCUAUGCCGCUAAAUGUAUAACACAUUAUAGAGGUGCACAAAAUAGCCGUUUACCUAACCGUUAGGGCGUCAGAGCCGAGAGAUCGGGGAAAGCGUUGGUGGUUGGCCAGGUUACUAGCUGUGCUGCUAUCAGAUAAAAGAAGAUGUAUAACACAUUCUAGAGGUGCACAAAAAAGUAAACCGUAACUGGUUAUUAACAAAAAUUGUAACCGGUUAAUAACCGGUUCGAUUUGUCUGCGUUGCGGCUGUAUACGAGUUGGCGAUGAUGGAAUUAUUUGACCUGGACCCAACGUAGGUCCAACAUGCUAACAAAAUAGAAUAAAAACUACUUUUAGACAGUUUUUGUAGCAGUUUUGAAACGUCAAUAAAGAUUUUUAAACAAGGCUAAUAAUGAAAAAAAUUGGCACCAGCUUUUUCUUAUUCACAAUACACAAUUUAGAGCAAUAAAGAGAGGGGCAACAGGAUGAAACGUGACUAUUUAAUAUCACACUCACACACUUUGCAUAGAUAACAAAUACAGCUUUUCUUUAAAAAAAUAUAGUCUUAUAUAUUUCUCUAAUAAUAAUAAUAAUAAUAAUAAUAAUCUGCAUGUUUUCUCUUUGGCUUAUACGAACACGCGACACCAUUUUAUUUUGUACGUUUUAUCAUCCUUGAUUAGUACUGUUACAAACCGAAUCAAUACUCACCGGACAAUAUCAAUGUUCUUAGAACCGGUAUUGAUAUUCAUUUUUUUCACUUUCGAUCGCUGUACAACAUAAACAAAUAAAAUUUGUGAUUGUACGAUAUAAAUUCGAUUUACGUUACGUUUUGAUCCAAUCGCAAUGCAACUAUAGGAUACAUUGAGUUCAAUCGGAUACGUCAGAACGCGCGUUUUCAUAUGGUUAAGACAUCACAUAACGCUUGGAUUAAUCCGUUCGAUAUUUACGAAGUACCCGCGCCGCAACGCGCGCAUGUCUUAUUACUAGUACAAUCUUAAAGGAGAAAGUCGGUGGGUUUCCCACCGGCUUUCCUCCUUGUCCCCUAUUCUUUUUAAUAUUGUAUUUUAGCCUCUUGACUUUGUAAUUUUUAAAGUUUCAUAAAAUAGCAAAUUUACUCCCUAAAACUUCUACUUUGAAUUUUCAAAACUACAACCUCAUCUUUCAAACUUGCCAGCACAACCCUUUACUUUGAUUUUCCACCAUCACCCCUUUAGCUCUUACAUAGUUACAUACCAACCCUCUUCUUUUACAUUUCCACCAACACCCCCUCAUCUUUUACACAUUUUCACCACCACCCAUAUACUUUUACACUUUGUCAUUUUAGAAUUUGUUUUUUUAGCCCAUGUACUAUUACUCCAUUGUUACACCCGUCCAACUUUUAAAAAAAAAUUACAAUUGUAACCCCUAGACUACAACUCAUACUUUUGCAAAUGCCAAUGCAUUGUGUUUUAUGAAAAUGUCUUAGACAUUGUAUUUUACAUUUUGUGUCUACCUUGUGUUUUACACUUUUUUGUAAUUCUCUUUUACGCCCUAUGUUUUACGAAUCGUGUUUUGUCUUUCUAUAUGUUUCCACCCGUCAAAAGACAAAGUCAGUGGAAACCUCACCGGCUUUGCCUCCCCAUCCCCCAUACUUUCACGAUGUUGCAAUUUUAGCCCCUUUACUUUGGUAACUUCAAAGUUUCAUAAAAUAGCAAAUUUAGUCCCUAAACUCCUACUCUAUUUUACAAGUAGUUUGCUUUUGACACCCCAACUUUGUGGUAGUUUCCUUUUCAGCUCCAACUUUGUUAUAGUUUCCUUCUUACCCCAAAACUUUAUCAAAUUUUAUCUUUACCCUUUCGUAGCCCUUAAGUUUAGGAAAUGCAAUUUUUAACCACUUAACUUUUUAUGAACUUUGUAAAUGCCACUUUGACCCCUCUAGAGUUUUUGGCUUGACAAUAUAAAUUCGAGUUAGUCGGAUCGCGUAUAAUACGUUAUGAUUGUACGAUAUAAAUUCGAUUUACGUUACGCUUUAAUCCAAUCGCAAUGCAACUAUAGGAUACAUUGACUUCAAUCGAAUACGUCAAAACGUGCGUUUUCAUAUGGUUAACACAUCACAUAACACUUGGACUAAUCCGUUCGAUAUUUGCGAAGUACCCACGCCGCAACGCGCGCGGGUCUUAUUACCAGUUAUACUUAAAAGGUCAACCAGACUACCAAACCCAACAUCUUUGACUUGUAUUAAAAUUAUAAUGGCUUGACUUGAAGUAUAUCGUCAAUAGCGGUCGCUAUGGUAGCUAUAUCGAAUUGCAUAGCGUAUAUGUCAAAUAUCACUAUAGGGUAUGUAGCCAUAGAUAGCAGGAUGUCAGUUAUUUUAUAGCCAGAUUUUUGGUUUUUGUUAAAUAUACAUAUAAAAUAACGUAUGUAUCAUAGUAUUUUGAUAUACUAUACAUAUAAAAAACCUUAUUUUUUCUAAUGUAUCACUAUUUAUAAUAUAGCGCCCACUAUUUAUUGCUAUUCACUAUGUAAGAUAUAGGUACCUUAUCGCUAUUCGCUAUUAACAACUAUGACUUGAAGGGGUUUUGAUCCGUUGCUCAGCUUGCCUGACCCACCCAUUUCCCACGUCUAUCUAAUGGGUCAUUUUGACCCGGUUUUAGACUAUAUUAUAUGUGGUGUAGGUGGAAAACUUCAUCCUUAGUCACUCUUUUUGAAUCAGUCUAUUUAGUAAACAGGGGGGGGGGGGGUUAUGCGUGCAAGACUGUUGACUUGAAACAUUCAUUGAUCUUGACCAAGACAAUUGACUAUGACCAAUUUAAGGGGGGAUGAGUUCUAUAUGAAUCAAAAAAAGUAUGUUGGUUUAUCUGAUUAAGAAAACUAAAAGCAAUGUCUAAUCUUCCUCAUGAUAUCUUAAUCGACAUUCUUUCAAGAUUACCUUCAAAGUCUUUAGGCCAGUUCAAAUCAGUAUCCAAGUAUUGGUACUCUUUAAUAUCAUCUCUGCGUUUUAUCAAACUACAUCAUUGUUGCGCCCUCUUGGAUACCAACACAAAUCAUUCGCGAGUGUUUAUCAUGUCAACUCAUUCGUUGCACUCGGUCAACUAUGAAUCACCAUCAUGUUAUGAAGGCAUUGAUGAUGACAAUAAUUUAAACGCGAUUAUUAGUUUAAAUGAUCCUUUAGAAAAAGAAUCAGUUGGUGAAAAGGCAUUAGGUUCUUGCUAUGGUUUGGUUUUCUUUGUAUGUUAUAAUGAUGUUAUCCUCUUGUGGAACCCAACUACUCAAAAGACUCGUUUAAUACCGGACCCAAUAACACCAUUCUCCAACGCCAUUCGCUUUUAUGGGCUUGGGUAUGAUCAUUCCAUCGACGAUUACAAGAUGGUUAGAGCGUCGCGCUCCAUUUCUAGCGAUACUAUCACUUCUCAUGUUUUCAGUCUUAAAACCGGAUCGUGGAGAACGAUCCAAACCGCCCACAUGAACAUCAACGAUCCUGAUGAAAUUGGGUCGUUUUCCAACGGCGCAAUUCAUUGGAUAGUAAGGCAUAAUGGUGGUUUGAACAAUAGUGAAACUAUUCUUUCGUUCAACGUAAAGGACGAGCGUUUUCUUGAAAUUCGCUUACCAAAUAGUGGUGAAUCCGAAAAUGAGAAAAGUGGAUUUUGGAGUGUGGGAGAUUUGAAAGAAUAUGGUGUUGAAAGGUCAUGGAGUAAGGUGAUUAAACUAGAUUGGGUUAGAUUUUCAUGUGAUUAUGGAAUGAUGCCGGUGUGUUUUACACAUAGAGAUGAUGUUGUGAUUGAUUUGGAUUCAUGGGACCUGGUGAGAUUCAAUGUAAAAGAAAAUAGUUAUAAAAGAUUCAAGAAAUGUAGUACGGAUUGGCAUUUUUGGGUGGUGUAUACCGAGACUUUGGUAUCACCUUAUGGUUAGCGACUAUGGCUUCAUGCAGUUGUGGACUCACGAUUUAUUUUCUGGGAGGCAUACGUAGAGCUUAAUCAAACAUUUAAGAAGAGCGAUCAGAAAAUUUUACCUAUAAAAUAUACUAUUUUUUUAUGAAUGGCGGCCGCACUCUCAACGUACGUCUGCCAAUGGUUUCAUGAAUAUCCAUUUGAUAGUACUAGAUCUUCAUGGAUGUUAUUAGAAGAGUUUGGUUACCUUCACACUUCGACCGACUAAAUUUUUAUUAUAAAU
Messenger RNA from Helianthus annuus (common sunflower), 6548 nucleotides. RefSeq names its product F-box/kelch-repeat protein At3g06240-like. The transcript has a single exon. Lineage: Eukaryota; Viridiplantae; Streptophyta; Magnoliopsida; Asterales; Asteraceae. Bases 5259 to 6287 code for a protein of 342 amino acids. Gene Ontology annotation, molecular function: protein binding. The record is from RefSeq and is a predicted model, not a curated record.